Messenger RNA from Magallana angulata, 681 nucleotides. RefSeq lists its product as uncharacterized. The record is from RefSeq and is a predicted model, not a curated record. The transcript is spliced from 5 exons. Lineage: Eukaryota; Metazoa; Mollusca; Bivalvia; Ostreida; Ostreidae. The coding region runs from base 52 to 603 and encodes 183 amino acids.
GUUUUAUUUCCUACUCGGACAUGCUAUAAACACACUUAGACAAAAGCUGCGAUGUUCUGCAUUCUUUUAAUAUCACUGCUUCUUCUGAUGGUACAAUAUGUCAAUAUGAAUGCCUUGAGAGUAAAUGUGACUGACUGCUUUGUGGAUUAUGUAUGGGAUGUUGAAGAAAAAAAAUGCACUGCUUGUCCUAUAGGAUAUUUUGGGUUCAGCUGUAACACAGAAUGUGUGUACCCAUAUUAUGGAUUGAAAUGUGCAUUAAAUUGUUCAUGUCCUGAACGGAAAUGUCAUCAUAUUUACGGCUGCAACCAAAGACUAAUCGAUACAACUAUUAUAGAUUCGAAUUCACCAAAAACCUAUGAAAAACUGACUACAUUGUCACAUAUAACUAUUGGAAACAGCAAAUUGAAAGAAAACGAUGACCUUACAGUCAGCAAAGAUAACAGCAACAACGGCCAGACUGUUAUCACGGAAACAGAAAGUAAAUGGACACGCCCCGUUCUGUAUGGAAUAUUCGGGCUAGCCGGACUGUUGUUUUUCAUUACACUGGUUUAUAUUUUUACACAUCAACAAACUCAACGACCGACUGGUGUUGGGGUCCCUUAAUUUACUUAUUAACCAUAUCCGAUUAAGACAGCUACUUUUUGGGGGUUCUUUUUAUUAAUAAAUCAAUUGUAUUUUCUG